This is a messenger RNA of Nematocida major, 951 nucleotides long. RefSeq names its product guanine nucleotide-binding protein subunit beta-2-like 1 protein. Gene Ontology annotation, biological process: rescue of stalled cytosolic ribosome; positive regulation of protein phosphorylation. Gene Ontology annotation, cellular component: cytosol; nucleus. Gene Ontology annotation, molecular function: translation regulator activity; ribosome binding; protein kinase C binding. NCBI's taxonomy places the organism in Eukaryota, Fungi, Microsporidia. Bases 1 to 951 code for a protein of 316 amino acids. The record is from RefSeq and is a predicted model, not a curated record. The transcript has a single exon.
AUGACAAGUACAGUCGCAUCCUCAAAACUGAAGCUGAAGUUCAACGCACACACUGAAAGAGUUACCGACUUGAAGAUAAAGCAGGAAAACGGAAAGCAGAUAUUAUACACCGCAUCUAGAGACAAAACCAUCAAGGGAUGGGAGUUCAUAACUGGAAGCACUGGCGAAACUCUCGCAAAGCUCUCCAAGCUGCACGCAAAACACGGAGGCUUUGUGACCUCUCUCGGAAUUUCCGACUCUGCAAACUACUUGGUCUCCGUUGGAGCAGACGACACCAUAAGAAAGUGGCCAAGCUCCCCCACAGAGGAAACGAAGACAGCAACCCACCCAGGAAAGCCGUACUGCGUCCUCGUGCACAACACUGGAAGCGAAGAGUACAUUUUCACCGGAGGAAAGCAGCCAGGCCUCAACAUCUGGAACAGCUCCCUCCAGCUGAAGAAGCAGCUGAUCCGAGAGGACAACCCAGCAGCCUUCAUCACCGUGAUCAAGGCCGUCCCAAAGAAGCCAGAGACUGUUUUGUGCGCAUACGCAGACGGAGCAAUUGUCGCGUGGAACAUCGAAACUGGAGCAAUCGAGAGCACCAUGAAGGAGCACGCAUGCAUUUUGGACUCGCUUGUGGUUAGCCCAGACGGCUCCCUUUGCGCAACUGCAGGAAGAGAUAAAAACGUCCUCCUGUGGGACCUCAAGGAGCAGGGAUCAAACAAGUGCGAGAUCUCCGUUGGAGACGCAGUCAGCUGCCUGGAGUUCGCCCUGUCCGCAUACUGGCUGGCAGCAGGAACGGAGACGUCGAUCAUGAUCUGGGAUAUACUCGAGAGAGACGUGGUCGUGGAAAUCCCAAACCCAGAAGACUGUAAAGGAUCAUGCACAGCCAUUUGCUGGCUGGAUGGGUUCACUCUUAUCGCAGGAUACUCCGACGGAACCGUCAGAAAGUACACUAUUGACGUGGAAUAG